Molecule: messenger RNA, 568 nt
Organism: Lactuca virosa
Lineage: Eukaryota; Viridiplantae; Streptophyta; Magnoliopsida; Asterales; Asteraceae
Source: the annotation of a GenBank genome assembly
AUGCUUCUCUCCCAAUUGAUCCUACACCUGGCUCGGAUAGGGUUAUACAAAACGUUUUUUGCGAAGAUCAUCAAGUCGAUUGUGCAGGAAAUUGAUUUAGGAACCGACUCUAUUCCCCUCCCAUACCACCCAAGAUUCAAAUUUGGAGCAGAUCACUAUCUCGUUAACUGUAACAAUCGAGUAGUUAUAAAAGGAGCUAAACUGAUGGAAGAAAAAAUGCUACUUAAACAAGAAACUUCAAAUGGAAAAAGGUCAGGAACUGUUGAAGAAUCCUGGAUAUCAAGAUGGAUACAACAACAAUAGGGGACAGAGGAAAAGAAGGUGCGAUAAAAUUUAAUUCAUGUAUUGCCAUUCGCUUAUUAGAAUUCAUCACUAACAAUUAUAAAGAUCAGUUAUAAUUUAAUCCAUGGAGAUAGGAGGUAUUUUGUUCUUAGAUAAAAUACUUUUUUGUAUAAGUUUAUGACUGGUGCUAUAUGUUUUUGUAAAUGACUAUGUGAGACGGUGUAGUGGCUAUCGUCUGUAUUGAUGUGUUCAUAUGUGUGUGUGUGGCUUUGUACUUUUGUGAGGU